Podarcis lilfordi (Lilford's wall lizard) is the source of this 20475-nucleotide messenger RNA. Lineage: Eukaryota; Metazoa; Chordata; Lepidosauria; Squamata; Lacertidae. The record is from the annotation of a GenBank genome assembly.
GCGCCCGGGGCUGGAGGGGGGGAGUCUGCAGAAGUGCGGCUUGGAAGGGACCCCCGGGGGUCAUCUAGUCCAACCCGCUGCUUCGGAGAGCAGGAGGGGGCAAGCGCAAGAGCAGCUGCCGUAUCCUGCACUGGGCAGCAGCGAGUGUGGCUCAGGAGCGGGAAGAGAGUGCCUCUAGGCGUGGGCAAAGUGCCUUCGCGUGGCUGCUGGGCAAACCUGGACAGCCUUGCCCAACCGGGCGCCCUCCCCCUGCUUCAGAUUCCCAACUCCAGGGAUGGGAUGGCGGCUGGAGUCCAGCUACCAGGAGGGCAACCUGGCUCCCCACCCGCAGGGCCAGUGGUGAUCGAGGGGUGGGUGAAAAGGCUCCGCACUCUGCACAUGCUCCGGAGCCGCCCUUCGCUGUGCCUUGGCAUUGCCAUUGUUUCUGGGUUUAAGCGUUUGGUCUUUCCCCCGGGGUUCCAGGUAGGGGGAAGCUGCCAGGUAAGCCGGGGCAGGUGAGUGGGUGAGGGUCCUCCUUCUCCCUCUCCAAACACCCUCAGCCGCCUGCCUGCCCCUGGCACCCCGCUGAACUGGGCACGCAGCUUACCCACCUCUGCUUGGCACGAGGAGCUGCUGCCAAGGGGGCCGGGGGUGGAAUCUGAAGUUUUUACAUGGAUGAUUAUUCCUGUGGUUGGCAUAAUUUGAUGCCCAAGGACGCUGAGCUGGUUGCAAGGCCUUCUCUUGACCCAAAAUGAAUGCCCUCCUCGAGAGGAGGGUGAGCUGAGGGCGCACGGCUUGGCAAGGGUUAAGAGGAACGGAGCUGCCUUCCUAGAGGGGACAGGAAGUCAAGCGGGGGGGCAGGUCCUCCAAAGCAACAGCCCCUCCCUCCCAGCCAGCUCCCUUUUUGCAAGGGGGGGGCGCUUGGUUUGUCUCCUCUGCAAAGGAGGCGCCUCCGGGGAUCCGGUGAGUCUUCUCUCUGCUCCCCUUUUGGGUGCAUUGGGGAGAGGGGAGGGGGCGUCCAUCUCAUGCAUGGGGAGACCCCCAAGUCAGGGGCAGCAGAUCUGCAGCAGAUCGGCCAGCCUCGUCUGCCUGGGAAUCGAGAAAGAGGCUGCUGCUGGCCCCUUGGGGGAGGGAUCUUUCGGAGGGGGGGCGGAUAACGGCAGGCAAAGGAAGCCCAUUCAGAAAUAGGCUGGGGAAAAUCAGCCAGAUGGGCGGGGUAUAAAUAAAUAAAUUAUUAUUAUCAUUAUUAUUAUUAUUAUUAUUAUUGGCAUUGUCACAUUUAUGAACGGCAUUUGAAGCCGGAGAGGAACAGCUGGACAUAAAAUAUACGCAAAAAUAAAAACCCCUAUGCAGUCAGUCGAGAAAGGCUGUUGGAAGAUGGAGAACAGAAAGAGCUUCUUCCUUUCGGGCAGAGUUAAACCUUUGGAACUCCCUCCCACAGGAGGCAGGGAGAUGGAGGAGGAAAGGGCGACUUGGGGGUCUGCUAGGCACAAGGGCCAGGCUCUGCCAGGGGCUGGGAAGGAAGCGCGGGGAGAGAGAGGGGCUCUUGCACUCCAGUCCUGCGGGGGGGGGGGGGGGCUUCCCAGAAGAAGCCCCUGUAAGAACAGGAGGGGGCACUCAAGAGGGGGCCCCUUUGGCCUGAUCCUGCAGGGCUCAUGUUCUGAUGCAGAGUUCCUCCGGUUGUAAGCGAACCCUCCCUUGUCCUCCAGUUAGAAGGAAAGCUUUCCCCACCACCCGUUCAUCAGGCCGGGAACUUAUCCAGACUCCUGGCUGACCCAGGUGCGCCCGUUCAGACAUGCAGCCUCUCAGGUGUCCAAAUGAUCUUCUGAGACUGACCAGGAAGCCCUGAACAGAGAACCACCAGAGGUCUCCCCACCCAAGGAAUCGAAGACCUGCUGGGAAGGGAGGGAACCUUGGGAGGGAUGGGGGUGAAAGAGGCAGGCCCCCCGCCCCCAGUGCUGAGAGUUACUGGGAGACCCUCUUCCCACCUGGCAAGGAGGACGGUUGCCUAGCCACUCCAAGGGAACCUCUCCUAGCAGCGCUCAGCACCCUUUACAAACUACAGUUCCUGGGAUUCUAUGGACUCUUUAAAGGGGUCUCAUCCUGCUUUACAGCCCGGGGGGGAGGGGCUGGGAGCGUGUUGUCUUUUUGGAAUAACUUAAUUGAGCUUUAUAGCAAGGUUCAAGGGAAUAAUGACAAAUGAAGGAUACAAAGAAAUAUUCUCUUCUGUUGUAAUUUGUACACCACAAAAAUAGCACAAUAGCUUUAUGGGAAUAUCUGCAACAUAUAGUUCAUUAUUAGAGGUCAGGCAGUGUCUGAGUUCUUGGUUUGUGAAUAGGUUUAAGCAAAAGCAGAAAAAGGGCCAACAGGACAGAGCCGUUAACAGAUAACACUGAGCAUCACAUAGCCAAACGCCUGAGGCUUUGUUUAUUUUCUUCCAUGCUUGAGGCUUUAUGUUACUAUUAUUAUUGUUUGUUGGUAUUUUUACUACUAUUACCGCUGUUCCAGAGCAGAGUGUAACCAUUUAAAAUUAUUUUAUAAAGUCAAAACAAAUAACAAUCAGAGGAAUAGGCUGGGUCCUCCGUUGUCAGAGGCCUUGGGAAAGAGGGGGAGGUGCCUGUGUGGGGAGGGAAUCCCCCAAGGGGGGGUCUGCCCCCAGGAUGCCCUCUCUUGGGCCACCCCCACCCAAGACUCUCAAGGGGGUGAAGCUACCAAGAGGGCCCCCUCUGCCAAAUUUCACAGCCAAAGGGAUCUGUAGGGAAGAAGGGGAUUCUUCACAUAUUGGGGGGCCAAAGUGAAGUCCUCCUGUGAGCACUUUGAAUUGGACCUGGAAAUGAAGGGACCACCAAUGCAGCUGUUUUGAAACAGGAAUUAAAUGUGUUCUCAAGGGUGGGCUUCAAUGAGGAGGGGGAGACCCAUGGAUGCUCCUUGAAGAAAAAGAUGGGAAAGACAUGCCCUUCAUAAAGAAAGGGAACCCAGCCAAGGGGACUGGCUGGCAAAGGAGCCGGAGCUGGAAUGGGCACUUGCAACCCCAGUGGGAAUGUGAGCCCCUUCUGUGCUCGCUUUUUAGUGCUGCCCUUUGGCCUGGCCCACGGGGCCCUCAGGGGCUUGUUAUCUGGCCCUCAGAGUAGGGAUGCCACCCCAGUAGUGUGUCUUGAAUGUGCUGGAGAUUCCCAGGGCUAGAAAAUGAGACGGAAGCAGGAAAGAGAUGAACCUUCAAGACCUCACCUGCAGAAGCAUUGGCAGUUAAGAAAAAGAAUACAGUGGUGCCCCGCAAGACGAAUGCCUCGCUAGACGAAAGAGUUUUCCGUUUUUUGAGUCGUUCUGCAAGACGAAUUUCCCUAUGGGCUUGCUUCGCAAGACGAAACGUCUUGCGAGUUUGUUUCCUUUUUCUUAAAGCCGCUAAGCCGUUAAUAGCUGCUAAGCCGCUAAUAGCCGUGCUUCGCAAGACGAAAAAACCGCAAGACGAAGAGACUCGCGGAACGGAUUAAUUUCGUCUUGCGAGGCACCACUGUAAAUGGAAGGAGAAUGGCCCACAUACUGAAUAUUAUUAGAAGGACAGCAGGAUGAACCCACGUUGAAAAAAUGUGAAGAAAUUAAAGGGUAUCUGUCGAAUUGGCUACAAUAUUUUCAAAUACAUCAGAGAUUAAUCAUGGAUAAAUAAGCAGGUCUUACAAAAGAAACAUCAAAAUUUGAAAAAGAAUUGAUACCAAGUAAAGGAAAAUACAUCUCACAGAUAUAUGAUCUACUAUUAGAAUGGGAGGUAAAGGGCAAGCAAGUGAAAGCAGUAAUGCUGAAAAGGGCACAAGACCUGGGUUAUAAUAUUUACAUGGAACAAUGGGGGAAAUUAUGGGGGGAAGAUAUAAAAUUUACAGCCGCAGGGAGAAUAUAUUGAAGAUGAUGUACAGAUGGCACCAAACUCCAGAAAAACUUGCUAAAAUGUACAAGAAUAGAUCACCUAUACGUUGGAGAUGUAAUAGAGAAAUUGGGUCUUACUUGCAUAUGUGGUGGAAGUGUACAGACAUCUUCGUAUUUUGGAAUAACAUACCGUAUUUUUCGCUCCAUAAGACGCACCAGACCACAAGACACACCUAGUUUUUGGAGGAGGAAAACAAGAAAAAAAAGAUUCCGAAUCUCAGAAGCCAGAACAGCAAGAGGGAUCGCUGCGCAGCGAAAGCAGCAAUCCCUCUUGCUGUUCUGACUUCUGGGAUAGCUGCACAGCCUGCAUUCGCCCCAUAAGACACACACACAUUUCCCCUUACUUUUUAGGAGGGAAAAAGUGAGUCUUAUAGAGCAAAAAAUACGGUAUAUCAAGAACUUUAAGAAUUAUUCACAUUUACAUUAAAAAAAUGCCAGAAAUAUUUCUAUUAAGUAUAAUGCCAAAAGAAAAAGGGAAAUCGAAAAGAACUUUGUUCAUGUAUGGGAUAACAGUGGCCAGAAUCUUAGUAGCAAGAAAUUGGAAAAAUAGAGCAAUACCGAACAUGGCGGAUUGGCAAAUCCUAAUGGGAGAAUACCUGCAGCUAGCAAAGACAACAAGAAGGAUAAGAGGCCAAACAAAACAAAUAGCCUAUAAGGAUUGGAGAAUUUUUAAAGAAUACUUUAAAAAUUACGGUAUAAAAGGAAACUUCUUGGCAGAAUUAGACUGAACCUUGCAUUGUAUAAAUAUAAGUUUGUAGGGAAGUUAUCAGAAACUAUAUAAGAAAUAUAUAACUGUGCGGUAUACAGAUAAAGUACAGCGAGACUAAUUGGAAAUCAUUUUCAAUUUCUUGUUUUACAAGUUUUACAAUCGUUCACAUAACUGGGAGUACAAAGGAUGUUAGUUAUAAGAAUUGUGUUGUUUCAUAUAUUGCUACUGUCUGUCAAUUUAUAGUUUGUUUAUUUGAUUGUAUGUUUGAUUGUUGGUUGGUUUGCUUUCCUGGCAUAAAUGCAUCUAUUUUAAAACAAUAAAGAUAUAUAUUUAAAAGAAAAGAAAUGAGCCUCCAAGUAUGAGUGGGAGGGAGAGCAACCCUAAAGGACUCCAGGGUUAGGACCCCCACUCUUGCCUAGUGCCCAGUGUCCUGUACAUCCUGUACAAAUGACCCACUUGUCAAUCACAGUUCUGACCUCUUUCAUUGACAGAAAACACCGAAAGGCAGGAGCAACCAGGCGGAUUCAUCUGACAGAAAUUCCCUGUUUGCUGCACAUUUUGCAUAGUAACUUUCCUUCUAAGAGAGCUAGAUGCUGGCUUCUCCUUUUCCCUUUUUGAAAAAGAAAGUUCAGAGUCCGGGUUGUGUUGCAGCCCAGCCCUGGCUCCUAGCAAGACUCAUCCACGCUUGCUCAAAGAACCUCUUUCGUCUCCUGACCGUGUUUCAAUUUCACAUGUAUUUGCUUUGUAGGAUUUGCAGACGCCUCUGCUUAGGACAGACAGAACUGGACAGAAGAACAAGGGCUUCCUUCUGAUAUCUUGAAGACUUCCUGAGAGCCAGGAUGGAUGAGAAAGACUCAGCUGGCCCUGAAGCAGGAAGAGGCCAUGCCAUCAACACCGGGAGCAGUGAGGGAUUCUGGGAAAGCUCCAUGCAGAAGAUCCUGGGUGAGGAGGACAUUCUCCGCUCAGAUGUGCAGAGACAAAAGUUCAGGCAGUUCUGCUACCAGGAGGCCAAAGGACCCCGUGAGGUUUGCAGCCGCCUCUACUGCCUUGACUGUCAAUGGCUGAAGCCAGAAAGGCACACGAAAGCUGAGAUGCUGGACCUGGUGGUCUUGGAGCAGUUCCUGGCUGUCCUUCCACCACAGAUGGAGAGGUGGGUGCGGGAAUGUGGAGCGGAGACCAGUUCCCAGGCGGUGGCCCUGGCCGAAGGAUUCCUCCUGAGUCAGGCAGAGGAGAGGAAGCAGGCAGAGCAGCAGGUGAGAGAGACUGUCCUCUGGAUAUUCCCAAGGGGCUCUGAACAGGAGGUCGAAUAUCCCAAAAUCCUCUACUGAUUUUUUGGAAAGCAUCCAAGGAAUGAUGUCUGUUAACUCUAAAGUGCUUGCCUCUACCAUUCCUUUUCUAAUCUUUCUCCCUGUUCUCUGUUUUGAAUCCUUGUUGCUCUUUCAGCGGAAGGAUCCGUUUGCAGAAAUGGGCCUGGAUUCCUGUGAGGCAGAGAAGACUCCGUUGGACGCCAGAGAGAGGCCGCUGGGUAAGGAGGAUGGGGGGGUUUUCUCUCAGUUUGGUCACAUUCUGGAAACUAAUCCCUGGAUUACUCUUUGGUGGGAAGACCCUUGGGGCCAAGAGCUCAGAGGAAUCCCGCGAGAUGUAAUUUUGCACAACUAAAAUGUGGAUGGCUGGUGCAUCUGCUCCUGUUCAGACAUGCAGCCUCGCAGGCGUCCAGAGGAUCUUCUGAAAGUGAUCAGAAAGCCCUGCUGAGAACCCCUGGAGGCCUCGCCACCCAAGGGGGGAAGGAAGCAAAGCUGUGCUGUGGGGGGGGGGGAGAGGCAGCCCCCGCCCAGUGCUAAGUUACUGGGAGACCUUCUCCCACCAGCUCCCUCUGCCCAGAGUUCCCUGAGAAGGAGGACAGAUUGCUCACCCACUUGGGGGGGGGGACCCUGACCAUUAGGUCCAGUCACGAACGACUGGGGUUGCGGCGCUCAUCUCACUUUACUGGCAGAGGGAGCCGGCGUACAGCUUCUGGGUCAUGUGGCCAGCAUGACUAAGCCGCUUGUGGCAAACCAGAGCAGCGCACGGAAACGCCGUUUACCUUCCCGCCGGAGUGGUACCUAUUUAUCUACUUGACUUUGACAUGCUUUCGAACUGCUAGGUUGGCAGGGGCUGGGACAGAGCAACGAGAGCUCACCCCGUCGCGGGGAUUCGAACCACUGACCCUCUGAUUGGCAAGUCCUAGACACUGUGGUUUAGACCACAGCGGCACCCGUGUCCCUUGUUUGCAUCCUUAACAAGCUACAAUUCCUGGAUUCUUUGGAGGAAUUCCAUGGCUCUUUAAAGCGAGUGGAUCUUGCUUUGCACCUGGGGGGUGUCUGUCCUGUCCUUUUCUUUUCUUUUCCUUUCGGAAAAAAAACAACCACACUUUUUAUUGGGUUUUAUAAACAAGGGUCGUAAGACGAAUAAAGCAUACAAAUAAAUAGACCGAGUCUUCUCAUGUCAUUUGUAGAUCACUGGAUAAGCAUAAAAAUUUGGUUAUUAUGCUAAAGCCAAUUUGGUUGCCCAUAAAGGAGGGCGACUCCUACUGUACUUGCUUUGGCCCCGCCCACAUGGCCCUUAAGGGGCUGGCCAGAAAUUAAAUAUAUAGCCCUCAGAAUAAAGAAAAAGGGACCUCACCCCAGUAGUAUAUAUUGAGAAUGUUGGGGAUUCCAGGUGCUAGGAAAUGAAGCACAAUCGGUGCAAAUGACUAACUCGUCAGUCACUGUUCUGACUUCAUUCACUGACUGAAAACACUGAAAGGCAGGAGCAACUAGGCUGUGUCACCUCACAGAAAUCCCUUCAGUUGCCUCUACGUUUUGCAUUAUAAAUUCCCUUCUACGUUUCCUCCUCCUCCUCCUCCUCUUCUUCUUCUUCUUGGCUGUGGUGCAGUCCAGCCCUGGUUCCUCAAGACUCAUCCAUGCUUCUUGAGAGAACACUUUUCUUCUCCUCAUCAUGUUUCGAUUUUAUAACAGAUCAAUGUAUUUGCUUUGUAGGAUCUGGUAGCACAUCUCCUUUGGACAGGCGGAACUUAGCAGAAGACGAAAGGGAUUCUUUCCGAUCUCUUGGAGCCUUCUUGGAUGAGCAAGAGUCAACUGGCCCAGAAGCAGGAAGAGGUCAGGCCAUCCAAAAUGGCGGGUUGUGGAAGACCUCAGUGCAGCAGAUCCUGGAUGAGGAGGACACUCUGUGCUCAGAUGUGCAGAGCCAGCAGUUCAGGCAGUUCUGCUACCAGGAGACUGAAGGACCCCAAGAAGUUUGCAAAAGACUCUACCGCCUUUACCAUCAGUGGCUGAAGCCAGAAAGGCACACCAAAGCUGAGAUGCUGGACCUGGUGAUCUUGGAGCAGUUCCUGGCUGUCCUUCCACCACAGAUGGAGAGCUGGGUGAGGGAAUGUGGAGCGGAGACCAGUUCCCAGGCGGUGGCCCUGGCCGAAGGAUUCCUCCUGAGUCAGGCAGAGGAGAGGAAGCAGGCAGAGCAGCAGGUGAGAGAGACUUUCCUCUGGAUUCUCCCAAGGGGCUCUGAACAGGAGGGAGAACAUCAUCACAACACUCUCUACUAUUGGCUCAUCCAUUUUUGGAAAGCAUCCAAUGAGUGUUAUUUGGUACCCCUAAAAGAUUUUGUCUCUGCUGUUCCUUUUCUAAUCCUUCUCCCCGUUUUGAACCCUUCCUGCUCUUUCAGGGAAAGGACUCAUCUGAGGCAGAGAGGACUCCAUCUGACAACAGAGAGAGGCCAUUGGGUAAGGAGAAAUCAGGGUGUCCCGUCCCCCUGGUUUGGUCACAUUCUGUGGCUUUUGAAACUAAUCUGUGGGUUCUUUUAAUCUUUUGUGGAAGACGCUUGGGACCAAGAGCCCAAAGGAGGCGAGAGCUAGUUUUGCCCAACUAAAAUAUGAAGUGGGUGCAAACGUCAAAAUGCAGUCAGCAGGGGAGAUUUCUUUUUCAAAGGUCCAUCUGAAGUGAGAGCGACACAGAUUCAGGGCUCCCCACUUACCUUGCUCUCUCGCAGGUGACAGAAGGGUGCCAGCAAGACCUCCAAGUCCGUCUUCUCCUGGCAGCAGAGAGGAAGCAGCGGCUGUGGAAACAGAUCAGGUAGCGGGAAGGAGCCUUGCGGGGAAAGAGGCCGGGGGGGGGCUGCCAGGGGGAACGAAUCUCUCUCCUCCUCUUGGCUUCUGUCAAAAAUGCCCUCAACGAAGGAUGAAAACGCCAUUUGAGAAGGUUUCUGUGCUGAGAAUAAGGAACAGAAUUGGGAUUCCAGAUUCCCCUAACGGGGCUUCCCCUGCUCUCCGCCCUUUCCCUGUGUCCCCGUGAUUCCUUGGAAGUUGGCUUUAGGGAAUCGGGAGGUUCCCCCCCUCCAAAAACAGAGGGGAUCUUUCUGCCCAGCAAUGCUUCUGCAGGCAGAAUGAUUUGAAGAAGGAAGGCAAUGUGGAGUUGCACCCAUUUACACAAAGGUUAGUAAAGGUAAAGGGACCCCUGACCAUUAAGUCCAGUCGCGGACGAGUCUGGGGUUGCGGCGCUCAUCUCGCUUUAUUGGCCGAGGGAGCCGGCGUACAGCUUCUGGGUCAUGUGGCCAGCAUGACUAAGCCGCUUCUGGUGAACCAGAGGAAAUGCCAUUUACCUUCCCACCGGAGCGGGACCUACUUAUCUACUUGGACUUUGAUGUGCUUUCGAACUGCUAGGUUGGCAGGAGCAGGGACCGAGCAACGGGAGCUCACCCCGUUGUGGGGAUUCAGACAGCCGACCUUCUGAUCAGCAAGUCCUAGGCUCUGUGGUUUAACCCACAGCGCCACCCGUGUCCCUAAAGGUUAAUACCCAUCAUUAAAACACACAGUAAAUGAAUUCCAUUAAGACAGCAAGAGCUGUUGGACAGUGGACUGGUCUCCCUUGGGAGGUUUUUCAGCAGAGGUUGGGUGGCCGUCUGUCAAUGAUGCUUCAGCUGAGAUUCCUGCAUUGCAGCGGGGUGGACUAGAGGACCCUUGGGGUCGCUUCCAACUCUAUGAUUUUAUGAUUCUAAGACAGAGGUCGGCAACGUGUGGCCCAUGGGACAGAUGCAGCCCACAAAGACCGUUUUACCGGCCCACGUGCCGCCCCUGAACAGAGCUGCCUCCCUGGCAAGGCACCCGCACACUGCGCUAAACCAGCACCGCAUGGCGCGGGGACUCACCAAGCGGCACCGGAAAUUGUGUCUGCGCAUGCACAGAUACUGGAAAUCACGUCUGGGCAUGUCCAGAUGCCGGAAAUCGUUUCUGCGCAGGCACAAUUUCUGGCAUCUGGGCAUGUGCAGAUGCGAUUUCUGGCGUCGUGCUGCGCCAGUCCAGCCCACGGACGAUUUCCAUGGGAGUGAUCCGGCCCACGGCCGGUAAACCUUGCCAACCCCUCUUCUAAGACAUUAAGCAUAACUGAAAUGUGAAGCAGUUCCAUGAAAACAACAAAGCAAUGAUCAGGCAGAAAACAGCCAUAUGUAGUCGAUAAUCAGUGUGCUGCUAAGAUCCUUUUCCUUUUCCUGGAAGGGUCCGGUGUGCUUUGAAGACGUAGCUGUCCAUUUCACAGAGGAGGAAUGGGCGUUGCUGGAUCCUGACCAGAGAGCUCUGCAUGAGGAAGUCAUGGAGGAACAUCAUGGGAUCCUGGACUCUCUGGGUAAGGCCCCCUGAUGGAUCACAAUACCCGUUUUGAAAUUCCAUACAUAUCUCUAGGUGAUGAACUCCCCAGAUUUUGCUGGAGCUCCACUGUGCCGCCUGUUCGAAUCUGGGAUGCUGACACCCCCACAUCAAACCUUGAAUGGAGGGGUAUCCACUCUUUGGUCUGUGCAUCUUCUUCCUCCAGUUUUGCCUUUUUAAACCUUGAUCAGGCUGGUCUUUACUGCCCAGGCCUUUUUAAAGAUAGGCUUCAGGGCUUCUUCUGCCAGUUUUUUGGUUGGCCAAAGACAUGACUGAUAUUGGAGAUGGCGUGGAUUCCAUUACUGGGCCAAACAAAAUCCAUCCCAGUUAAGAGCCAGGCUUUUCAGAUUUCAGUUUCCCAUAGAUAUGCCUGUUAAUGCCAGUCGACAAAGGCCGUCAGCCCUGUAGAAAGACUCUGCAUCUGACUCCUUUGUUCUUCCUCUAUCACAAUUCAUGUUAAUAAGCAUUGUUCAGUGAUAUGGGGCUCCAUGUUUACCUCUUUUUAAAUUGUAUUUUUUAUAAUUUUUGUUUUUCGGUUUUUCAAAAAUUCACAGACAUACAGAUUACAAAAACACAAAUCACAUACAUUUCCAAUACGCAUAUAUUUGACUUCCCUCCUCCCCUUUUGUGGUUCCUUUUUAAUUUUAAUAUUGCAUUUUCCACAUUACUCCAUUUUUUUGUAAUUCUUUAUUUUCUCCUAAUAUGUUUAAUUGCUUGUAUUGCGAUAACCCUGCUAGUGAGCUUAUUUGCAUAGAUGAGUUUUCCAGAUAUUCCACAAUUUCCCCCCAAUCUUUAAUAAAAACCUUGCCAUUUUGGCAUAAUCCAUUAAUUCUGCCAGCCCCUCUUUCUUGGCUGGCACUUCAUCUUCUUUCCAUCUCUGGGCAAAAACCAUUCUAGCUGCAGUUGUGACAUACAUACACAAUUUUUUUUGGUCUUUUGGAAUCUCAGUGCCUACCACCCCUAGAAGAAAAGCAGCUGGGUUUUUACUAAAAGUUAUCUUAAAAAUUUUUUUCAAUUUAAGCUUUUACUCUCUUACAAGACCACCACAUAUAGUAAAAGUACCUUCUUUUUCUUUACGUUUUCAGCAUAUGUUUUUUUAUUUAUACAUUUUUGCCAAUCUACUAGGAGCUAAAUACCAUCUAUACAUCAAUUUCAUGUAGUUUUCUUACAGUGUAUAACAUGCUGUAAACUUAAAAUCUACAUUCCACAACUUCUCCCAUGCGGCCAUUUCAAUAUUAUGGUCUACAUUUCUUGCCCAGUGAAUUAUAACCGACUUCACCUGCUCGCCUUUCAUCUCCCAUUCCAAUAAUAAUUUAUACAUUUUGGAAAUCACUUUGUCAUUAUUCCCUAGUAACUCUUUCAAAUUGCGAGGUUUGAUUUAAAAAACCCAAUCUUUUUAUCCACCUUGAAAACUUCAUUAAGUUGAAAAUAUUGUAACCAAUCUGUUACUUGUUGAUCUACUUCUUCAAACCUCUUUAAGGUUAUUUCCCAGUCCUUUUCUGUUAAUAAAUCCCUACAUGUUGCCCAGUCCCACUUCAGACUCCUUUUUCCCCCACUGAUAUCGCUUCCAAAAUCCAAAACCUGAGUAGUAUGCAAUGUCAACCAUUCCUUUAACCAGCAAAGACAGGAUGCCUCAUAAUAUAAUCUUAAGUCUGGCAGGGAGAAUCCAACUCUCCUUCAAAUCCACUAGUAAUUUAUAUUUCGUUCUUGGUUUCCUCCCCUGCCAGAUAAAUCUCAUAAUAUCUCUUUGCCAUUCCUUGAAGCAUCCUGUGUUGCUGAUCAUUGGAAUUGUUUGAAAAAAAAUAUAGCAUUUUUGGUAGCACAUUCAUCUUUAUGGUUGAUAUUCUUCCUAACAUAUAUUAAUAAUAAUAAUAAUAAUAAUAAUAAUAGUAAUAAUAAUAAGUGGUUGCCCCAACCACUCUGGGCAGCUUCCAACACACAUAAAAAUAAAUGAUCCAAGUCUCACAACCUCCUAAAAAAAUAAAUUCAUGUUCUUAAUUUAGUCUUUAGCAGUUAUGCGUUAUAUUCCAAAGUCCGUCCCCCCCCCCGCAAAUUAGUUGCAUGCAGAUCAAAACCCCACAGCCAGAGCAGACCUUUAUUUACACUCCAACCUCGUGCCAAAGUAAUUCUGAAUUUCUUUAAAUUAUGCCCAAUCAAAUUAAAACAUCUUUGGCUUUUACCAUUUUAUGGAAGAUUUACCGCUACUGCAUGGAGCUCAAGGCUUCUCACCACGGAGUUUUGCUGCUGCCUUGUGUCUGCGGCUCAGUCUCAGCCCACCCCCAACUUCUUUCGGAGCUGAGAAACGGGAGAGAGAGCUCCCACCCAACGCUGCUGGACCCUUUGGAACCCAAAUAAAUCCUUUGGGUGUUUAUGGGAUGCACAGUGCCCCAGUGCGUUUCCCAACACUCUCGCAGCAAGAGAGCUGCUUAGGAGAAAGCGAAAUCGCCAUCCAUCGCCAUUACGCGGCAAACCGGAAGUUCAGGGCUCCUUGUCUUCCUGAGGUUCUAAUCCAUUUCUCCAUUGCAGGUGGUGAUGAAUUAGAAAUUAAGAACAAGGAAGACGAUGACAAAGUCCACACAGUGGAGGAGACAUAUCAAUAUUCAGAGUGUGAAGUCAGCUUCAGUCAGAGCUCCGAUUCCACUUCCCAUCAAAAUAUCAUUGAGAAUAAACCCUACCAGUGCUUCGAAUGUGGAAAGAGCUUCAGUCACAGCCACCAUCUCACUUCCCAUCAAAGAAUUCAUACCGGGGAGAAACCAUAUCAGUGCUUGGAAUGUGGAAAGAGCUUCGGUCAGUGUGCCCACCUCGCUGCCCAUCAAAGAAUUCAUACAGGGGAGAAAUCGUAUCAGUGCUUGGCAUGUGGAAAGAACUUCAGUCAGAGUUCCCAUCUCACUGCCCAUCAAAGAAGUCAUACAGGAGAGAGACCGUAUCAGUGCCUGGAAUGUGGAAAGAGCUUCAGUCACAGCACCCAUCUCACUGCCCAUCAAAUAAUUCAUACAGGGGAGAAACCAUAUCAGUGCUUGGUAUGUGGAAAGAGCUUCAGUCAAAGCGGCCAUCUCACUGCCCAUCAAAGAAUUCAUACUGGAGAGAAACCAUAUCAGUGUUUGGAAUGUGGGAAGAACUUUGGUCAGAAAGCCCAUCUUCUUUCCCACCAAAGAAUUCAUACAGGGGGGAAACCAUAUCAGUGCGUGGAAUGUGGAAAGAGCUUCGGUCAGAGGUCCAAUCUCGCUGCCCAUCAGAUAAUCCAUACAGGGGAGAAACCCUACAAGUGCUUGGAAUGUGGAAAGAGCUUCAAUCGCAGCGCCACUCUCUCUGACCAUCAAAGAACUCACAGCAGGGAAGAAUUGUAUAAAUGCUUGGAAUGUGGAAGGACCUUCACCUGGAAGCAAAGUCUCAUUACCCAUCAAAGAAUUCAUACAGGAGAGAAACCGUAUCAGUGCUUGGAAUGUGGAAAGAGCUUCAGUCACAGCACCGGUCUCUCUUUCCACCAAAGAAUUCAUACCGGGGAGAAACCCUAUCAGUGCUCAGUUUGCGAAAAGAGCUUCAGUCAGAGCAGCCAUCUCACUUCCCAUCAAAGAAUUCAUACAGGGGGGAGACCCUACCAGUGCUCCUUUUGUGAAAAGAGCUUCAGUCAGAGCAGCCAACUCACUUGCCAUCAAAGAAUUCAUACAGGGGAGAAGCCCUAUCAAUGUUCGGAAUGUGGGAAGAGCUUCAAUCGCAGUCACCAUCUUGCUUGCCAUCAAACCAUUCAUACUGGAGAGAAACCAUAUAAAUGCCUCGAAUGUGGAAAGAGUUUUAAUACAAGCACAGCAUUCAAUAGUCAUCAACGUAUUCAUGGCGGGGAGAAACCAUUUCAGUGCCAAGAGUGUGGAAAGAGAUUCACCUGGAAGCAAAGUCUCAUGGCCCAUCAAAAAAUUCAUACAGGGGAGAAACCGUACCAGUGCUUGGAAUGUGGAAAGCGCUUCCGUCGGAAGACGCAUCUCACUGCUCACCAGAUAACUCACAGCAGGGAGAAAACCAACGAUGGCUGUGUAUGAAAUUCUAAGAAACUUUAAUUAGUAGGCAGUUGAGGAUUGCAGCAGUGUUCUUGUCCUUCGGCAUCCCAGCAAAUAAGUCAGCCUUGGCUCAGUACCAUGGAGCCACCCUCAGGGCCAAUAUUCCUUCUUACUAUACACGCAAGGUACAAGUCAUUGGCAUAGAUGUUGAAUAGCUUUUCCCUGACACGUCUGGGAGGAGGGUCAAUAGCAAUUUGGAAGCAGUGAUGAGGUUGCUAUUGAUGCUGGGAAGACGUUGGCAAGCAAUUCAUAUACUUCCACUUCAAAAGCCUCCAAGUUGCAAAUUGGUGGUGCUACUUGUUUUCUCUUGCUCCACAGAGUUGGACCCAAAGAUAUAAGAAAGGAGAUUUUAACACCAGGAAGAACUUUCUUGUAACUUGAAGCCAUUGGUUUGAGUCCUACCCUCCAGAGCAGGAGAAAACAAGCAUGUUCCCUCUCCCAUGAGAUAGCCCUGUAGAUAUUGGAAGAUGGCUAUCAUAUCUACUCUCACUCUCCUCUUUUCCAGGCUAAACAUACCAAGUUUCUUCAACCAUUCCUCGUAAGGCUUAGUUCCAAACCCUUCAUCAUCUUGGUUGCUCUCUGCACAGCUUCCAGCUUGUCAACAUCCUUCUUAAAUCGUGGUGCCCAGAAUUGAACAUAAUAUUCCAGGUGUGGUCUGACCAAGGCAGAAUAGAGUGGGGCUUCCCUUGAUCUGGACAGUAGACCUCGAUUGAUGGAGCUUAGAAUAGUGUUAAUCUUUUUUGCUGCUGCAUCACACUGUUGACUCAUGUUAAGCUUGUUGUCCACCAAGAACCUUAGAUGCUGUACUGCUUGUAAGCCAGGUGUCCCCUGUCUUAUAUUUCUGCAUCUGGUUCUUCCUUCUGAAGUACAGAACCUUACAUUGAUCCUUCUUGAAAUUUAUUUUGUUAGCUUGGUCCCAAUUCUCCAAUCUGUUAAGGUCAUUUUGAAUCCCAGUACUGUCUUCUCUGUUAUCAGCUGUCACUCACAAUUUGGUGUCAUCAGCAAAUUUCAUAAGCAUCUCCUCAGUUUCUUCAUCCAAGUUAUUUAAAAAGACAUUGAAGAACAACAAGCCUAGGACAGAAGCCUGCGGCACCCCACUUGUCACUCUUUUCCAGGAUGAUGAGGAACCAUUAGCGAGAACUCUGUGGGUUCGGUCAGUCAACCAACUACAAAUCCACCUAACAGUUACCUCGUUCAACCCAUAUUUUAACAGUUCCCUCGCAAGAAUAUCAUGGGGGAAUUUGUCAAAAACCUUACUGAAAUCAAGAUACACUCUGUCCACAGCAUUCCCCUGAUCCACCAAGCUUGUAACUCUUUAUCAAAAAGAAAGAAAAGAGAUUCAUCUGGCAUGACUUAUUUUUUGAGAAAGCCACGCUGGGUCUUAAUAUUUUCUAAGUGUUCAAAGACUGACUGUUUAAUUAUAUUUCCCAGGCCCUUUCCUGGCAUCGGUGUCAGGCUCACCAGUCUGAGCUUUUGCCUGCCUGACCUUCACCCUUGAACUGCUGGCUACUCAUCUAUACACCUCCUUUGUGAUUUCCCCUUUAUUCCCUUUAUUAUGUAUGCCCUUCUUAAAUAUCAGCUCCUUAUGCAGCCACAUGGGUUUCCUUAGAUGCCUCCCACUUUUAUUUCUUGUUGGAAUUGUAUGCAUUUGGGCCUUCAGUAGUUCACCUUUUAGAAACUCCCAUCCAUCUUGGACACCCUUCCCUGAAUAUUUCUUACAAUGGGAUCUCACCUAGUAUCCUUAAGCUUUUUGAAAUUGGCAUUCUUAAAGUCCAGAGUGCAUGGACUACUGCAAUGCACUCUCCAUGGGGCUACCUUUGAAGGUGUCCCAUUAACUGCAACUAAUCCAGAAUGCGACAACUAGACGGGGGACUGGGAGUGGCUGCUGAGACCAUAUUACACCGGUCCUGAAAGACCUACAUUGGUUCCCUGUACAUUUCCGAACACAAUUCAAAGUGUUGGUGCUGACCUUUAAAGCCCUAAACGGCCUCGGUCCAGUAGACCGGAAGGAGCGUCUCCACCCUCAUCGUUCUGCCUGGACACUGAGGUCCAGCUCCAAGGGCCUUCUGGCGGUUCCCUCCCUGCGAGAAGUGAGGUGACAGGGAACCAGGCAGAGGGCCUUCUCGGUGGUGGCGCCUGCCCUAUAGAACGCCCUCCCAUCAGAUGUCAAGGAGAUAAAGAACUACAUAACUUUUAGAAGACAUCUGAAGGCAGCCCUGUUUAGGGAAGUUUUUGAUGUUUGAUGUUUGAUUGCUUUUUAUUAAUAUUCUAUUGGGAGCUGCCCAGAGUGGCUGGGGAAACCCAGACAGAUGGGCGGGGUAUAAAAAAUGAUGAUGAUGAUGAUGUCUGACUACACUCCGCUUUCCCUUGCCUCUGUAUCAUGAAACCCAGGAGAUGAUCACUUUCUCCCAAGUUUCCCAGUAAUUUGAUCAACCAGUUCCUUGCUAUUGGUGAGGAACAGGUCCAAGAAAGAUUACCCCCUUGUUGCUUCUUCCACCUUCUCGGAAAUGAAAUCAUCAGCAAGGCAACAGAGGAAUUUGUCAGACCUUCCAUUCAUGGCCGAAUUUGAGUUCCAGCAGAUAUUGGGGUUGUUGAAGUCUUCCAUGACUACUGUAUCUUUUUCAAAUGUGUGGGAAUCUUCUAUUGGAAGGCAUCAUAGAAGUCUUCAGUCUGGCUUGGAGACCCUCACAGUAAGGUCACUGUUGUAUCUCCUACAAUUUUUACCCAUUGUCACAAGGCUGGCAGGGAAAUGCUGUGUCUCCACAGGUCAGGAAAAAGCUGGAGGCUAGGAAUGCAGUUGACUUUGAUCCACAGAAAGUAACAGCAGGGUCUCCCUGGCUUGACUCCUUCAGCUUGAGAUGUUGCUGGAAACUGACCUCUGGUCAUGCCUUCCCCCUCCAGCCACUCACUCUGGAGCCCUCCCCAAUAGAUGGAGACUGCGACGUGGGGGUGAGCUCCUCUUCUGGACCUGUCUAGCCCUUUGCUGAGCAACAUGAAGGACUCUCUGGGAGCGAGGUGUGAGAGGAGGAGAACCAGCAGGACUGAGACUGAUUCCUCCCCGUCUGCGAUUUAUCUGGCAGGGGAAGAAGCCAAUAAUUAAAUAUAAAAUAUUGAUGGAUAAUAAAGAAAGAUGCGGAUUCGCACUGCCAGACCUUAGAUUAUAUUAUGAAGCCUCCUGUUUGUGUUGGCUAACAGAAUUGGUAACAUCUAAAAAUGUCAGACUAUUAGAUUUGGAAGGAUACAGUAGGCGAUUUGGAUGACAUGCGUAACUGGCAUGCUGAAAUAAAAGUUCAUAAAGACUUUUUGAAUCAUAGUAUAAGAAAGAGUCUAUAUCAGGGGUCAGCAAACUUUUUCAGCAGGGGGCUGGUCCACUGUCCCUCAGACCUUGUGGGGGGCCGGACUAUAUUUUGAAAAAAAAAAUGAACGAAUUCCUAUGCCCCACAAAUAACUCAAGAGAUGCAUUUUCAAUAAAAGGACACAUUCUGCUCAUGUAAAAACACACUGAUUCCCGGAUCGUCUGCAGGCUGGAUUUAGAAGGGGAUUGGGCUGGAUCUGGCCCCCGGGCCUUAGUUUGCCUACCCAUGGUCUAUAUGGUGUUUGGGAGAGAAUUUGUUGGGAAGAAAAACACUGUCAUGGCUCUCCCCCAUCAAAGCAAGUACCCAAAAGGAAACUCAUGUGGAAAGGAAACGGGGUACUUUUAGAGAUAUAUUGACUUUUGCUGAUGCUGGUUUUAAACUAGAAGAUAUCAAGGACUGAGUACAAGACUGCUUCCAAUAUUAUCAAGCUAACAAAAUGUUUAAGAAAGGUAUCGUGAAUGGCUUGAAAGGAGUUCAUUGGAAGAUAAUGAGAAGUUAAUUUCAAAAAUGUAUAAAUACUUUUGGAAUGGGAAUCCAAGGAUGACUUGGUUAAAGCAGUAAUGAUACAUUGGGCAAGAGACUUAAGACGUAAUAUAGAACUGGCUUUGUGGGAAAUUCACAGCUUGCUAUACCUUUAAGAGAAAAUUAUAUGAAGAUUUAUAGAUGGUAUAUGACACCAAAUAAAUUAGCCGAAAUGUAUAAAACAAAGUCGAGUGUGUGUUGGAAAUGUAAAACAACAGAAGGAACAUUCCAUAUGUGGUGAACUUGCAAAAAAGUGAAGGCCUAUUGGGAAAUGAUUUAUAAUGAGAUAAAAAAGAUGUUUAAGAUGAUGUUCCCCAAGAAACACAAAGCUUUUCUUUUAGGGAUUAUAGAAACAGAUAUACCAAAAGAGUUGGUUAAUUUGUUUAUGUAUGCAACGACAUACAUUCUUAUGCUCAAAAAUGGAAAGAGAAAGUUGUCCCAACAAAGGAAGAAUGGCUUAUUAGAAUGAUGGGAUGUGCAGAACUGGCAAAGCCAACAGCAAAACUUAAAAGAUAAAAAUGAUGAAACAUUCUUUGAGGAUGGGAAAUCUUUCAUAGAAUAGCUAAAAAACUAUUGCAUGAAAACGUGAGUAGGAUUUGAAAUAUGAGCAACAGUAGAAAGACAUUAAGGCUAAUAACUCCGGAUGUACAUGUGGAGUGUUGUAAGUUAAAAUAUGCAGCAUUAAAGGAUAAACGUGGAACUUCAUGGAGGAGGGGACAGCAGGUCAGUGGAUAAAUUAAAAGUAUUGUUGAUGGUAAAGUAUGUAACCUUUUGAAAACUAAAUAAAACAAAAUUUAAUGGACAGCUGGCCAAUCACAUGUGAGAUCUGCCUACAGAAGAGUGGCCACGACUGGAGAAGAUUAAUUCUAGCAGGCUCUGCAACCCUGCAAAACCUGAGGCCAGACCUUGCAAAUCCCAGGCAAGUGGCUCCCCACUGAGGUGAUAAUUGCCGCCAUGGCCUAAAGCGAACUAAGGGAAAAUACCAGUUCACAAUAUCACCCAAUACUGUACCAGAUUAGUCUACAGGGAAAUUGAAUAAAUUAACACAAAAACCCGUUUGACUGAUUCACCUCAUUCCAAUGGUGGGGGGGACAAGAACCAUGACAUGGGCAGCUUACAGUUUACCAUAAUCUCUGAGAUGGACCACCGCAUACUCAGGAUACCCCUCCCAGUUGCCAAACCAGGUGUCCUGGUCCCAGCAGAGGGACCAGAUUACACUUUGUUGAAGGGAUACUUCCCACUUGAGUAGAAAUCAUAUAUCAAACAAUGGAAAGCUCUUUAAUCUGAGCAGGCUGAACGCCCUCCCAUCAGAUGUCAAGGAAAUAAACUAUCUGAUUUUUUCAAGGCAGCCCUGUUUAGGGAAGUUUUUAAUGUUUGAUCUCUCAUUGCUAUUAUUAUUAUUAUUAUUAUUAUUAUUCCAUUGGAAGCCACCCAGAGUGGCUUGGGAAAUCCAGCCAGAUGGGUGGGGUAUAAUAAUUAUUAUUAUUAUCAUUAUCAUUAUUAUUAACUUCCAUCAUGGAGCUUCAGUAUGCUGAGGACAACGUAGUGUGCGCACACUCAGAGGAUGACCUCCAAACCAUCCUAAUUAUCUUCGCAGAAGCUUACAAAAAGCUUGGCCUAUCGCUCAACAUCCAAAAAACCAAAGUGCUGCACCAAAAAGCACAAAAUAUCCCCUCUACAGCACCACAAAUCCAACUCAGUGGUUUAACCCUGGAAAAUGUCAAUCACUUCUCCCACCUGGGCAGUUAUCUUUCCACAAGGGCCGACAUUGAGGCUGAAAUCCAGCUCCACCUGAGUCUGUAGUGCGGCUUUCUCCUGAUUGAAGUGCGGAGUGUUUGAGGACCGGGACAUUCGCAGGGAAACCAAAACGCUUGUUUACAAAGCUGUUGUACUACCAACCUUACUGUAUGCACAUGAAACAUGGACCACUUACAAAUGCCAUCUCCAACUCUGAAAGAUUCCAUCAACGGUGUAUCUGAAAAAUGUUACACAUCACUUGGGAAGACAGGCGAAUUAAUGCCAGUACUGGAAGAAGCAAAGAUCACCAGUGUUGAAGCAAUGAUUCUUCAACAUCAACUUUGUUGGACUGGUCAUGUUGUUCAGAUGCCUGGUUAUUGUCUUCCAAAGCAACUCCUCUAUUCCGAACUUAAAAAUGGAAAGUGUAAUGCUGGUGGUUAACAAAAGAGGUUUAAAGACUCUCUCAAGGCAGGUAGAUAGCCAUGUUGGUCUGCUGUAGUUUAAACCAAAUAAAAAAAAUCCUUCCAGUAG